Molecule: messenger RNA, 579 nt
Organism: Protopolystoma xenopodis
Lineage: Eukaryota; Metazoa; Platyhelminthes; Monogenea; Polystomatidea; Polystomatidae
Source: the annotation of a GenBank genome assembly
AUGGCUGUCCUUGCUCUGUCCAUGCACUCCUUCGCACUUCACCCCUCUUCCCGAGGCACCAGCUUCGUGGGCCUGAUUGUCCAGGGCCAAUGCGACAGCCUCCAGCUAGUCAACAGAAUGUUCUCUGCCUCUACUAGCACUGCCAGUGCCUCUGGCACCCGUAAUCUCCAUGCCGUCUCCUUGCCUCUCUUCAUUCGCAUAGGAGAGAUUUCGCCUUCUAUCUCCAUGUCCAUCUACGCCUCCAACCUUCUGAGCACACCAAAUCUUGCACCAACUUGUGCAUAUUCCAGGGGGGCGAGGGUGGGACAGGAACUCCAUGCCCGAGCUGCACCCUCGGAUGUUGGUCUUUUUCGCCCACUGGCUCAGACACAUUCCAACAUGGGCAGCCACUCAGCCCCAUUUCGUAUGCCUCCUGUUGUCAGCUGUCCGACCGCCCGUCAUCGGUUCCUGGAAGAGAUUCCCAAUCGUGUCAUCUUCAGGUUAUCUCGACUGGACUCGUCAGGUUCGGUUGUUUGUCAGCACUCUUCUGAUAUCCGCCGACCGAGUAGCCGCCUUCAAUUCCACGAGCCGCACAAAUGA